AUGAGAAAUAUUUUUUUAAAAGGAUCUACAACAUCGCAACAAACCAAAAAAAAAGAUAGAAAAAGAGGUGGAUCUGUAAUGUCAGUUAGAGAAGCAGAUGAAAUACUUAAACUUGAGGAUAGUCUGAAGAAGAAGUUAAAAAAUGCAAAUUUAAGAAACAUAUAUAUUGAAGAGGAAAAAGAGAAAUCAUUUGGCCCUGUAACGAAUGAGUUAAAGAAUAUUGUAAAUGCUGUUAAUGAAGUUAAAGAAAUAAAUAUUAAAACUGAUGAAGAUAUUCACAAAAUGCUAGUACCCUUAAGGCGCCCUGAAAUGUUAAGGUUGCCAGAUCCAAUUAAACCAACUUUAGGUCCGCAGUUAACGGACACACCUAAACGACCUCCAAUGAGUGAAACACCAAAAUCUCCUAUGCCUAGGGAUGCAAUAAUACUGGGUUAA
Messenger RNA from Macrosiphum euphorbiae (potato aphid), 435 nucleotides. NCBI's taxonomy places the organism in Eukaryota, Metazoa, Arthropoda, Insecta, Hemiptera, Aphididae. The record is from the annotation of a GenBank genome assembly.